Folsomia candida is the source of this 1169-nucleotide messenger RNA. RefSeq lists its product as uncharacterized. Bases 164 to 916 code for a protein of 250 amino acids. The record is from RefSeq and is a predicted model, not a curated record. Lineage: Eukaryota; Metazoa; Arthropoda; Collembola; Entomobryomorpha; Isotomidae. The transcript is spliced from 6 exons.
UCCUUGACCAUGACUGGUUUACUGGAGAGCAAACGGGUUUGGCGUCAGUUCAAGGCUGGUUUCCGUUUAAACAACUGCGCUUUUAGAAAUAUUUCCAGGGCAUUAUAAAUAAUUCUGGUGUAGUCAUUAUUUCGGAAUUUAAUUUGGUUGAAGUUCUAGUGUCAUGACCCCUACUAAUAUAUGGAUUUUGGGUGGUUUAAUACUUGUGGGAGGUGCUACCUCCAACAAAAUUUCUCAGGAUGAUAGAAUACGCAGUUUAGAGAAGGAUGCGGAGCAAAUUAACAUAAAUUUUAACGAGCUGUCCAGUGCUGUAAAAUCCUUGCAGGAAAAAAAUGCCGAGCUGGAAAUGACAAUUGUUACGACCAGAAAAAUUAUGGAAAAUCGUACCCUACUGGAUACAUUUGACAUCGUAGGAAUAAUUGGGUCGAAAAUAUAUUUCUUGGAGAAGGACGCGAUAAACGCAGCUUCGAGGGGACCCAUGCCAUCUAGAAGUUUCACGGAUUCACGUAAAUUCUGUAAUGAAUAUGGUCUUAGACUUGCAACGCUAAAGACGGACGGAGAGAUGAAAGUUGUAAACGAUUUUGUAAAGUUAAAUGAUUGGCUUUGGCCAAUCUGGGUGGGUGGGAAAAGGGUUCCUUGGAAAAGUUCAAAUCGGCCGUCAUAUCGUUGGCAAUCGGACAGGGCUGGACAAGAGUUGCAAGUAGAUUUCACCCAUGAUCCCAUAACAAUAACGGACGAUGCGUAUCAAAACUUGCGGAAUGGGACAUCCUACGAAGAUUGCGUUAUGAUGUAUUUCUCGGGUUUUGCUGGAAAUGGGAAAUUUAGGGAUGAAAAUUGCACCAAAAUUCAUACCCCUCUUUGUCAUAAGCACCUUUUUAGUACAUUUUCUGAUCGAAGAAAAAUUAGAAGAGUUUAAAAUUAAAUUGUCAGUCUUGAAGUGUGACCUUUUGUUAAUCUGGUCGAAUUUCCGUUUUAAGUCGAGUUAGGUAAACUGCAGUCCUAAGUAUUACCUAUAACUAUAUGACAUAUGUAGGUAUAACUUAGUUUCCAUGGAUUAUUUUCAAUUUAUAAAGCACUUGACAAAAAUUUGUGCACGAAGAAAUAAUGCAUACCCUCAUGGUUUAUUCUUUUGUCUUAAAUGAAAAUAAAUUAUUUGAGAUGAGUCAACA